Molecule: messenger RNA, 2252 nt
Organism: Chelmon rostratus (copperband butterflyfish)
Lineage: Eukaryota; Metazoa; Chordata; Actinopteri; Chaetodontiformes; Chaetodontidae
Gene: ufsp2
Product: ufm1-specific peptidase 2
Exons: 12
Coding region: 125-1543 (472 amino acids)
Source: RefSeq, a predicted model, not a curated record
GGGCGGGGUCAGUGUGGGCCACUAGAAUGCCGCAGCCAGAGACACGUUCUUACUUCCUCUAACACACAUCAUGUCAGCCUCCGCUCAGACAACAGCACAGAGUUAAGUGAUUUAACAUUACACGAUGGUUGUUGCUGACCCUCAGUCCUCGGACACAGGGACCGUCCUUCGUGUCAGGGGGCCGCUGGAGCUCAAGUGUCGACUGGACAGCACAGAUGCCCGACUUGUGCACAAAGAAAUCUCGAGCACAUUUGAGACACUUCGCUCUCAGGUGAGAUCUGAAUCCUGUGUUCUGACAGUCUGUGACAGUCCUGUUAUUAUUUGGCCAAACAGAGGUGUUCAUGCCACACCUGAAGAAAUGACUCCAAACACGCCGUGUGAAGACGUACAUCAGUGGAUACAGACAGAUGAACAAGAGAUUGGUGGCAAGAGGUCUGCAAAAAAGAAAAGCAAGAAGAGCCCAGCAGCGAGCAUCAUCAACCUUCGUCUGAUGAUGGAGGCGACAAAGCCCGGCCCUGCCUCGGCCCCGAUCCUCAGCAGAACAGUCCAGAAAUCCCACUUCCUGUCUGCAACCCUUCCCAUGGACUGUGUCGUCCGAACUACCUGCAAUGACACAAUCAAAGAUGCCUGUGAACGCCUGAUGGAGGCGCUGACUCACCAGCUGCACGAUAUGGAGAAAGUGACCCUGCAGCACAUGAAGGGCACCACGCUGCUGGUUCCUGAACUGCUCCACUUCCUCCUGCCAGAGCCAGCAGGACUCGUGACGGUGGUUUACCCAGCCGGACUGCCUGACAGCCAGCUAGAGGCACAGCGAAAGGCAUUGCAUCAACAGUUCGAGCUGCCAGAGGACUGGCCCUAUUUUAGAAGAGCCAAUGCUUACCACUUUCCCAAUGAGCCCUACAAAGAUGGUUACCUCCGAAACCCCCACCUGGUCCUCACACAUCCCAUCCUGGACAAUGGAAAGGUGUACCUGGUCCAGGGGAUCUACAGCUACCACCACUACAUGCAGGACCACAUGGAGGACAAUGGCUGGGGCUGUGCUUAUCGCUCCCUGCAGACCAUCUGUUCCUGGUUCCAGCAGCAAGGCUACACAGAGCGGCCCGUGCCCACCCACAGGGAGAUCCAGCAGGCUUUGGUGGACGUUGGAGACAAACAAGCGUCCUUCGUCGGAUCACGGCAGUGGAUCGGAUCCAUCGAGGUUCAGGCUGUUCUGAACCAGCUGCUCGAGGUCACAUCCAAGAUCAUGUUUGUGAGUCAAGGUUCCGAGUUGGCCUCCAAAGGCCGAGAGCUGGCCAACCACUUCCUGACUGAAGGGACUCCCGUCAUGAUCGGAGGCGGAGUUUUAGCUCACACUAUUUUGGGUGUGUCAUGGAGUGAGACCACCGGGCAGAUCCGCUACCUCAUCCUGGAUCCACAUUACACCGGAGCAGAGGACUUACAGGUUAUCACAGACAAGGGCUGGUGUGGCUGGAAAGGACCAGAUUUUUGGGAUCAAACAGCUUAUUAUAAUCUGUGUCUGCCUCAGAGGCCGAAGACCGUCUGAGCUCGCAGGUUUCUUAAGUCUCAUAUAAAGUGUUGUCUCAACAACAAAGACACAACUGGAGGCGGAAGUGAUGUUGUGUUCCUCAUAUCAUGUACUGUCCUUUCUGUACGUGCCAUUAUCUAAUAUUCAUCGAGGUCCUCAGAGUUUUGUCAUUACUUUAUGUCACCAGUAGACAAACUAACCCACCGUGAGUGAUGGAAAGCUUGGCCUUGACUCCAUGCUGCUCCUCCUGCUCCUCCUGCUGGACCAUAUGGCUGAUUUUACUCAACAUUAAACUGUACAAUAUAUUUUACCGUGUCCUCAACUUUCUUUUGUUCCUUAUUCAGAUGUUUCAAAGUUACAGCGUAGAGCAGAAACGGUUUGUUCAAUAAUGGAUUAAUCAAUCGACAGAAAAGCAGCUCGUUGAUUAUCUUUUCUUUGCUCUGGCCAGUUGUCAAGCAAAAAUGUCAUAUUUUCUUAUUUUAGCUGCUCAGAUUAUGAGGUCUUCAUACUUUUCUUCAUCAUUUUUGAUGUUAAAGACUGUUGGACUGUUGCUCAGAUAAAACAAGAGAUGUGAAGACUUUUUAAUGGCCCUUUUUCAAUAUUUUCUAACAUUUUAUAGACAAUAGAAUAACUUAGUCGAAGCCUUGUCACAGCCAACCAGACAACACAGACCCCAAACAUGGACAAAUGGAAUAAAAGUGUGUUUGUCAUGAGCAUCCACGCUGAA